UUGAAGUAAGGAGACUAUGUUUGAAAUUUCAUAGCGUCUAUCAAGCGUAUAAAAGUAACUGGUCACUUUGAUGCCCAUUAUAUUGCAAAGUUUUUAGAAAUAUUUGCUAAUCGGCGCGGAUUCAGGAUUUCGGAAUUAGAUGGUUGUGAAAAGCGUAACAUCACAUUACAAUUUUGGAUAUGAGGCUGGGUUCAUGUUUUGUCCUUUUCUUUCACCAUUUCAUCAUAAGUUCUGCAGUGUAUAAUAGAAUAAUUCUUGUAAGUGUACCUGAACAAGACACCAUUAUGUUUGCACUGAUCGAUUCUGAAGACAGCAACUUUAACUUAGAACGCCAUGGCACACUUGAUUUGACGGGCGUGCAUGCUCCUCAGGGAUUAGCAUAUGACUCCAAAUCAGAGCUUGUUUACUGGGCCAACGGGUCACCAGAAAGGGUUAUUAGACGAUCAUCUAUAUAUGGUGGUAACAGUGAAAUCAUUAUUCAGAAUAUUAGUUUUGACGUACUGGCGAUUGAAGUUGAUGGACCGAAUGUAUACUGGACACAAAAUAACGAACUGCUUCAUUUUAAUGGAAUCUCUUCUAUUCCAAUACUUCAAUCAGUUGGAGCAUUUCGUGAUAUGCGUCGACAUGGAAGCAAUACUCUGUAUUACCUAACGGAAGAUGAAAAUCGUAUUGGAAGGUUGCGGCUCGAAAAUUUCCAAGCCGUUGAAGACGAGGCUUUUAUCGAUGUAUAUUCGUAUAUUAACAUAAAUGGGUUUGAUGUUGCUAAAAAGAUUGAAGGAACCGUAAGUGCUAUCACUGAGUGUGCCUUGGAUGAAAUUCUUAGCAGCGUCAACACCACGUGUAUGCUUUAA
Molecule: messenger RNA, 851 nt
Organism: Anneissia japonica
Lineage: Eukaryota; Metazoa; Echinodermata; Crinoidea; Comatulida; Comatulidae
Exons: 7
Coding region: 180-851 (223 amino acids)
Source: RefSeq, a predicted model, not a curated record